Aspergillus tanneri is the source of this 315-nucleotide messenger RNA. RefSeq lists its product as uncharacterized. The record is from RefSeq and is a predicted model, not a curated record. The coding region runs from base 1 to 315 and encodes 104 amino acids. NCBI's taxonomy places the organism in Eukaryota, Fungi, Ascomycota, Eurotiomycetes, Eurotiales, Aspergillaceae. Gene Ontology annotation, molecular function: oxidoreductase activity, acting on NAD(P)H. The transcript is spliced from 2 exons.
AUGUUUGCAAUCCCACGGAGCCAGAAUGCCUUGGUGGUUGCCGGCCCGGGCCACGUGGCCCCUGUCCAGCAGUUGGCGCUAUUCAUGGAUGCGACUUCGCCGCGGUCGUUGUCCAUCGGAGACAGGGUUGCUGGGGCCGUUCAUGGGAACAACUCCCUGGAGCCCCGUGUCGGUGCCUUUGCACAGUAUGUUGGAGCGAUCGCUGAGCUGCUCCUCAAGAUUCCUGACGCGAUGACUUUCGAGGAGGCAUCCACUCUUGGCAUCGGCUUGGCCACCGCGGGUCUUGCCUUUUUCCGCGAAUCAGAGAUUCCCUGA